AGGGAGGUCUGGGAGCAUGCCCUGCUGCUGGGGCUGCUGCUGGCCCAGCCUAGUGGCCGCCCUGAGCUCGGUGCUGGUGGCCCUGGGGCUGCUGCACCUCCGCUGGAACAGCCUCCGCCCCAUCCCUUACGGCAAGCACGGCCAGGAGCCCCAGUCCCCGGAGCCCCAGCCCCCGGAGCAGCACCUGUCCGCCCGCCGCGCCUGGUUCCUGCAGGAGCUACCCGCCUUCCUGGUGCCGGCGCUGCUCCUGGCCGCCCGCAGCCCCCCCGCGCCUGGCGCCCCUCGGUGCAGGAUGCUGGCCGGCAUGUUCUGCACCCACUACUUCUACAGGACAUUCAUUUAUUCAUUCCUGACAAGAGGCAGGCCCUUCCCAUUGAAGAUGCUGUAUUUUGGUGCGCUGUUCUGUACCUAUAAUGGUUUCCUUCAAGGUUACUACAUGAUUUACUGUGCUGAAUACCCUGAUGACUGGUGCAACAACUUAAGAUUUACUUCAGGCCUCUUGUUGUUUCUGUUUGGCAUAGGAAUCAAUAUCCAUAGUGAUCACCUUCUACGCCAACUAAGAAAACCUGGAGAGUUCACAUACAAAAUUCCACAAGGAGGACUCUUUGCGUAUGUAUCAGGAGCAAAUUUCUUUGGUGAGAUAAUAGAAUGGUUUGGCUAUGCUAUAGCAACCUGGUCCCUACCUGCCUUUGCCUUUGCUCUUUUUACACUCUGCUGCAUUGGGCCACGUGCUUACCACCACCACAGGUACUAUGUUAGGACCUUCACCUGCUACCCAAGAUCAAGAAAAGCCUUGAUUCCUUUUAUUUUCUGAAAGGCAAUUAUCUGGAAGUUGUUUUUUUUUAGUGUCAAUUUACUAUCUUAUUUUAUUUUUAGCAUUAUUAUUUAGUGCAACAUGCCAUUGUACAUUUCAAAGGGAAAUAAUCUAUCAUUGUGUAAUAUUGCCAUGUGCUCUGAGUUUUUGCUGUAUAUAGAUAAUUAUAUCUUUACCACAAAUGGAUAGUAUCUUAGGGCCAAAUUAGAAGCCAUAGACUGUUCUGUUACUUUCUUUCCAACUGUUUAAACAAAAAUCUACAGCAUCAACAGUGUGGUUUGGUACUUAAUUCUUUUCCACUGCACCAUUCUUCUGCUCCCCUGGUGACUGCUUUCCUCACUAUGGGAGAAAGAAAUUAUAUCUCUGCAUCUUUUAUCUACUGGAUGGAAAAGCAAUCUUGUGAUGACCAGAAAUAGAAAAUCAUGGUGUUCUAGGAUAGAUCUGAAGGGAAACACAUCUAGCCUUCUUAGGCUGAGCUGGGAUCACAAGAACUUGGAUAGUUUCACAUUCAUGUUUUGCAUCAACAGAGAGUCAUUUGAGGCCUUAUAUUGUCCUUCCAGGCUCCACCCUGUUCUUGAAGAAUGGGAAACCUUCAAAUAAUAGACUUUGAGCCUGAAACUUAUCAUUUGCCAUCUCCCAUCAUGUGCCUUGUCUGUACUGCUGAGGAAGCCACGGGGAAUGGGGGCCUCUUAAGGGAUACAAUACAGAGCUUGUGAGGAGGGGGGGUCAUUUUUUGGAGUUCAGCUCCGAGAAUCCCACUUCUGUUUGGGUGUUGGGAUUCAGUACCUUCUCCAAGUUCUGGCUCUUCAGAGGCAGCCAUCUUUGGGAUUCACAAUUCGGGGUUCUUUGACUGAUGUGGUCUGGACAAGAUUCAGUGUUAGGAAUUGGCAGCCAUACCUCUGCAACUUGCAGUGUUAGGAAUUGGCAACUCACCCAAUCUAAAGGAAUUCUACUUCUUUCUGUCAGAAACCUGUCAAGUGGUGGCUGGCUGAUCCCAUAUUGGCCAAGCAUUGAAUCCAAUCCAGGCUUUGCUUGUCUUUUAAAUGAACUCUCCUUGGUACUGAAUUCUAUACACAAAAUAGGUUCAGUACCAUGGAUCUCUCCUUUGGACUAAAAUUCAGAAUGCACAGAGAUUGGAACCAUUCGUUGUUACUGCUCCUGUCCACUACUCAGGAUCACAACGAGGGACUGGAGGACUUUCAGUGGCUAGAUCAUAGGAAAAGAAAAAGUUAAGAAGGCUUCUCCAACCCCUCCCCUUACCUCUAGUUGUCUGCUCAACCCAUGAUUUUUGCAAAGGUGCUUUUCAUUAGAAAGCACGACAACCCUGAAAGGAGAAAAAGCAAAUCAUGGGAAACAUGAAGUUUGGCCCUUAAGUUAUAAAGUACAGCUGCCCUUCAACAUGUUAUUCCCCCCCCCCCAUCUUCAUUACAGAGAUUGCCAGUCAGGAGUGUGCUUUGGAAGAAUGACUGUACUUUUAUCACUGCCUGUCUGUACCAGCCACUGCAGGAGCCAUUAUAGUUAAGAAAAUUUUAUCAGGAAGGAAAAAAAUUAGUGUGGGGGUAAUUGUAGCCCUACUAUUAAACUCCUGUGUUCUUUCCCAUAAACACCGAGAGAUAAUUCCACAAAGUAGUGUUUGAUUCCAAGAUCUCUUGAUGGUGGGAUACACACACACACACACACACAAAAGCUGGGUUGUUAUUGGAACUAAUUAGAAUCAAGAAUGGGUGUAGUGUUCCAAAAGCACACAAAUAAUUAAAUUGGACGUGCCAUUCCCUUGUAAAACAUGGUUCAUGAACUGACUAUGAACUCAUAUAACAAAACUUAUUAUUGCAAAACUUAUUGCAAACUCAGACUACAGUUGUGCUAAAAGGCUUGUUUAGCAGUCUGUUUUAACAGAACAAUGUCAUAGCAUCUUAGAUUAUAUGAUGUGUAUGUUUGUUUAUGGUCUGUUUAUUCAUGAUCUGUUCAAGAUAUCCUCUAGCUCUUCCGAAUGCUGUGGGAUUUUUUUAAAAAACAUAUGCUUUUGUUUAUAUUGAAAGACAAACCAUAUCAUGUGCUCAGCCAUAAUAAUAAUGAAAUAUAAUAAAGCAUCUACAAAUCACUUGGCAUUGUAUAAAAUAAAGCAGGCUCUUCCCUAUAGGCGUAUAUUUUAAGAUACAACAAAACACAUUAUAAAGAAAGGAAAAGUUCACUUGGCUUGGGAAAUCAGUUAGCAUGUCAAACUGUUAAUCAUGAUUAGAACUGACUAAGCAUAACACUGCAUAAGUUGCUUCCUGUUCAUAGAACUGAGAAAGAAAUACCAAUCUGCACAUUCUGUUUAGGAACGGGAGUCCAACAACACAGGAGGACUAAAAGUUUCCCAUCACUGCUUUAAGGAUUUUAUUUAUUUAUUUCAUUUAUAGCCCACCUUUCUCCCAAAAUGGGAUUCAAGGCAGUUUAUAAUAUUUUUAAAAGGUCUAGCUAAAACAUUAAUUUCCAAACAUUUUAAAAAAUUAAAUAUGUUUUAUUAAAAACAUGAUUAAAGACAGCUAAAAACACUAAAACACAUAUAUGUUGGAAGCAAUGGCAGUUAGUGGCAGCCAUGUAAAUUGGGCAGUGAAUCUGCUCCAGGUUUUAGUCCAAACAUCAGCUGAGAUAUUCAAGGUCCUGAACCUAUUUUGAGGACAGGAUUGAGCACUUUGUUAGCUCUUCAGAGUGAAACCUGGAAUGGAUUUACUGCUCCACUAGAAGACACCAGCUGCUACUGCAAGGAAACAUGCUUCUGUCCUUCUGAAUUUCCAGAGUUUGAAUUCUUACUUCAAAAAGCAAUGUAUUACUCAUUGGUCAUUUUUACAAGCAACAUGUUACUUGUGACUGUCAUGUAACAUAAUGCAUUAUUAAAAUGAUGCUGUCUGUGUUUAAUUUUUCAUCUGGAAAAUUACCCAAUCUUGCAAAGACACAGUUUCUGCAAUAAAAAAAUAAGUGUGACUCAUUAUGUAUUUUAAAAAACCUAAUAUUUGCCUCUUUUUCAUUAAAAUAUUUAAAGUAAUGACCCUCAUCCAAAAAUGCAAUGAGUGAUUAUAUUACUUUCAUCCCAUUACUUCCACACUCUGAAGACUCUUUAACCAUAUUGAGGCUAUA
Sceloporus undulatus (fence lizard) is the source of this 3934-nucleotide messenger RNA. RefSeq names its product steroid 5 alpha-reductase 2 (gene SRD5A2). The record is from RefSeq and is a predicted model, not a curated record. Gene Ontology annotation, biological process: steroid biosynthetic process. NCBI's taxonomy places the organism in Eukaryota, Metazoa, Chordata, Lepidosauria, Squamata, Phrynosomatidae. Gene Ontology annotation, cellular component: membrane. Gene Ontology annotation, molecular function: 3-oxo-5-alpha-steroid 4-dehydrogenase activity.